Molecule: messenger RNA, 4377 nt
Organism: Pelodiscus sinensis (Chinese soft-shelled turtle)
Lineage: Eukaryota; Metazoa; Chordata; Testudines; Trionychidae
Source: RefSeq, a predicted model, not a curated record
CUCUCUCCUUCUCUCUAGGUAUAACUGCUGAGGCUCCCUAAAAUGGCUUUACGCUUCCGCACUUUCUUCCCAUACGCCUUACCAGGAGUGCUGGCACUGAUCGGCUGGUGGUGGUUUUUCUCUCGUAAAAAGGAGCGUGCGAGCAAUCAUGACAGACAAACGUUAGCUGGCGUGGAAGAUCAGAGGUUUGAGCCUCCCAUAAAGAAACCUCUGUCCAGAGAAGAAGCAAACGCUAAUCAAGACCUGCCUGUGACGUCAGAAGAGGACUGUCCAGAGAAUGAAACUGUAACUUCUCAGCUGUCCGUAGGGUUAAUGACACCAUCUCUAGCAUGGGAAGCUCCACCAAGAUUAGUUCCCUCCAGGGACCUUCCAGCCACAGCAGUAACGACCGUCGAAUCGGGCACGUUUGAGGAUGACGACAGUGAAAAACUGGAAGGUGCAGCGUCUGAAGAUGAAACCGGGUCCCUUGCACAAGUAUCUCCCCCUCCAGCCCCGAAGAGCGAAGGGUGCUGUGACAACUCUGUGGUUGGCGCCAAACCGGAGUCGACUUUCAGUGGAAUCCCAGACCAGCAGCUGCUGAGUUCAGUGGUAGAGUCAGAACGAGAGUCUCUGGGAAAGACCAGGGAAAAUAGUGCAGUAGAAAUGACACACGACUCUUCGGAGAAUCCGUCUAGGGAAAUCCAGUGCCCAGAAGCGACAUCCUCAGAGACUGACUGCUUGCCAGCCCUUGGCUCUGGACCAGAGAACUCAGCCACUGCCCAGCCUACUGUACUAGAUGAAGAUGAUAGUGAGGAUGUUGAAGGCACUGUCCCAGGGCAGGGAGAGUUGAUAGUUGAGAAAUCACCGAGUAAUUGCGUAGAGUCUGCCUGCUCGGAUCUAUCUGGGGAAGAAGAGAUAUCAGAGAUGACCAUCAGUACUGUGCUUAAAUGUCAGGGAAGAGAAGAGAAGUGCUACAGGGAUACGCAAGCAAAAGGGGAUAGUUUGGAAAGAGAGAGAAUUGAAGGAGUGAGUUUGGACAAAAACGAAGUGGAGAAAAUCGAGCAAGUAGCCAUACAGAUUAUUUCCAAAGUAAUUUUAGCAGCCACUGAGGAAGUGCUGUCUAAUUCAGUCAGCGAGGUGUCUGGUAGGCUGUGUCAAGUCACAGCGAGCCGGGUUGAGACCCCGCUGGACAGAGUGAGCAUUUCAUCCAAUGAGAUGCUUGUCGUGGAAUCGAGCCAAGGGAACAAAACUGUUCCCACCGAGAACGUUGCAGUGAUGCCAGAAGAGAAACUCAAUCGCUACGCGUCGUAUUCCAGCUGUUUGAAAUACGGGCGCUUAUCUAACCCGGUGCCGGGAGACCCGAAAGACCGUCGGCCACAGAAAUCUGCGCAGAGUGAAAGCCAAGGAGACAACCGGACUUUGGUGACAAACCACGGAGAGGCAUUGGAAGAAUCGCACGUGGCGACGGAGGAUUCCGGGUGCAGCGCAUGUACGUCUGAAGAUGGGACGAGCGUCGAGGAUCCUUUGCAAAGCACGUCGCUGUCUCGGCUCUCGAGCCAGCGUUCAGACUUGCUGAGCACGUCUGGGAUCCAGGAUGCUUCUAUGGAGCAGGAUAUGGCACAGAGCGAGGAACUCCAGACCCCUAUAUUAGGGGACGAGGAAGUGCCAUACAGCAAUGGGAUGCUGAAAGGGGACAGUGCCGAUCUGAGACACGAAAAGCCCUGGACAGCAGAGACAGAUGCAGACCACUCAGGAGGUUCAGAUGUAAAUAGCAUGGAUUCUGUGGACAGUGGAUGUGCCCUUGGGAAGACUGAAAGUUGCCUGAACUCCAAGCCAGGAGGAGAGUCCCAUAAGUCUGAGCUCACUAUAUGGGAGAUAGAAGUGCCAAAGCAUUUGGUUGGCCGGCUGAUUGGGAAGCAGGGGAGGUAUGUGAGUUUUCUGAAGCAAACUUCUGGUGCCAAAAUUUACAUUUCAACACUACCUUACACCCAGGACGUCCAGAUUUGUCACAUAGAAGGCUCUCAGCAUCACGUCGACAAGGCGCUGAGUCUGAUCGGGAAGAAGUUCAAGGAAUUGAGCCUCACCAACAUUUACGCUCCUCCCGCCCCGUCUCUGAUGCUGCAUUCCCUCCCUAUGACUUCCUGGCUCAUGCUUCCAGACGGAGUCACCGUAGAAGUCAUCGUCGUGAACCAAGUCAACGCAGGACACAUGUUUGUGCAGCAACACACGCACCCCACCUUCCACGUGCUGCGCAGCCUGGACCAGCAGAUGUUCGUCUGCUAUUCGCAGCCUGGCAUCCCAACGCUGCCGACUCCAGUAGAAGUUGGCGUGAUCUGUGCCGCUCCGGGCUUGGAUGGCGCUUGGUGGCGGGCUCAGGUCGUCGGCUACUUCAAAGAGAACAGCGAAGUGGAGAUCAGAUACGUGGACUACGGCGGGUACGAGAGAGUUAAAAUCGACACGCUCAGGCAAAUCAGGUCUGAUUUUGUAACACUACCUUUCCAAGGAGCAGAAGUUUUAUUAGACAACGUGGUGCCGCUUCCAGAUGAGGAUCACUUUUCAUCAGAAGCUGACACAUCUGUGAGUGAGAUGACCAGAGGCACACCCCUGCUUGCACAGGUCACAAACUAUGACGGUGCAACAGGUCUGCCUCUUAUCCAGCUGUGGAGUAUGAUGGGAGAUGAGGUGGUGUCAAUAAACAGAGCUCUGGUGGAAAGAGGAUUUGCUCAGUGGAUUGACAGUUAUUAAUCAACUCUGAGAGGCCCUGGGUGACCCAUUUUUCUAAAAAAAAAAAAAAAAAAAAAGAAAGAAAACUUUAAAAAUCCCUUUUUUUGCACUGUAUUAGAAUUGGGUUUGGCAAUCCCAUAGGGAAGACCUGUUUGUUUACACCACUGUGCAAACCUCCUGUGGUCCAUUGAGACUUGUUUGCUUGACUGUUACCAUUUCACUCGGAAUACAUACCUCAUUUCAGUGAAAGGCAGGGACUUACUAAAAGCCAUAAAAAAAAAAUACUGUAGCUUUAAAACAAAACCCAUCCCUGGCCUAGUUCUAAGUUACUUUUUUUAAAAAAAGUGGGGUUUGCUUGAAGCUAACAAAACCCCCCUCCCAUGUGUUUAACUGUAGCUGCAUGUCUAUUGCGCAGAUUUCCCUGGAGGUUCAAUGGCUGCUUUUUCUGAAAGCGAUGUUGGCUGUUUCUUUAAAAAAAUAAAUUUGCUGAAUAAACAAGCCAACACAAAAUACGUAAAGGACUUGAAGUUCACUUGCGUGUUGACUUUUUCCAUAUUGUGCCACCAACUUGGCACAGGCUUCAUGAAUCUGAUCUGUUACUGAUGCUGGAGAAGAAAUGCAUUGCAUUCAUGGCACUUAACCCGGCAUACAUCCCAUGGUAGAAAUGUUUUAAUCUUGUGCUGCAUGGGAAGAAAACUGCAUCUGUGGAGACCUUGAAAACGUAGGAUGAAUUACCACUACAACCAUAGACGGUCAAUCUAUGUUCCAGAUUAUGUAUUUAAAAAGAAAAAAAAGAUUGCCAAGCCUAAUUGUAAUUUGUAAUUUUCUAGCUGUGCAAGUCUGUGUAAAUAUAUAUAAAAUCAUUGUAAUAUUUUGUAUAAGAGAAACACUGGAAAUCAUAAAGGGAACUUAAAAGAUUUUUUUUCCACACCAAAAUGUCCUCUGUAAGUAGAAACGGUUUGGAGGCUGUCACUACAGCUGACCAGCUUGGAGCAUCCGAACGUCGGAGUGUUUCUGCUCUGCUGUGUACAGAAUUAGCGUUCCUCUAGAUCGCUGUAUGGUAUGAUUUGUGAUCACUGAAUUCUUUGCUACUUUGCUGUACAGAUCUGUUUAAAAAAAAAGUAACAAUUUGGAAUUGAUAUUGCAGUGGUGUUCUUUCUCUCGAUUUAUGUUGGUCCCUUUUAGAUUGAUAUCAAAUGUGGAAUUUAAAAUUUUGUUCAAAUAAUUUAAGAUAACUUAAUACUAUUAAAAAAAUAUUGUAAUGUACCUGCAUUUAGACAUGUGUAUUGAGUUGGGAUUUGUGGCUGGCUGGGAAGACACUUAACAGGAAAGCGCUGGUAUAAUCAACCCUUGGAAAAUGAGAAUCUUUCAGACCAAUCCAGAGACUUUUUUUUUUUUUUUUUACUUCUGAUGAACUGAUAUGCUGGUCCACCAUGCAGAUAUGAAUGUACCUGCCUACACCAGGACUCUUAUCAGAUCCAUUCAGAUAUGGUUUGAUUGUAUUCUCUUUUAUAUGAAUUCUCUCUAUUUGGGGCGUACGGUUUAAUGUUAGCAAUAAUGAUGUCCAAUGAAAACUAAAUUGAUAACUUGGUUAAAUCUAAAAAAACCAAAAAAUCCUCUUGGAAUGUUUCCCAUUUCAAUUAAAGCUCAAAUUUUAAGCCAUCUUAAUCAAAA